Messenger RNA from Cokeromyces recurvatus, 1765 nucleotides. RefSeq names its product S-adenosyl-L-methionine-dependent methyltransferase. The record is from RefSeq and is a predicted model, not a curated record. Gene Ontology annotation, molecular function: methyltransferase activity. Bases 43 to 1560 code for a protein of 505 amino acids. The transcript has 6 exons. Lineage: Eukaryota; Fungi; Mucoromycota; Mucoromycetes; Mucorales; Mucoraceae.
UUUUUUUCUUUUUUUUUUUUGAAAAAGAAGAAAAAAAAUAGAAUGGGAAAUACAGCAAGUAUUGAAGAUGCGGGACCAAAGCAUCUUUCUUAUUUGAAAUCAAGACGGCAAAGUAAUCGAUCUAUAAUGUCAGCAAAGCAACUCAAUUCAGCCUCUUCUAAUAAUAAUGAUCUUGUAAUUUGGCCCUCUCGGAGAACUGCAAAAAGUAACAGUUCUUUAUCUUUUUUAUCAGAAGGUCAACAACAGAGUCACCAUCAUGGAAUUAUAAGUCGACUAAAGAAUAAAGCAACAGGACAUAAAAAUCAUCAUAAAGGUGGUAGUGGUAAUGGUAAUGGUAAUGGUAGUAGUCAUAGUAUAAAUAGUACAAGUUCAACAGCUACCGCAGUCACAACAAAGCAUCAUCUUAUCCCAUAUCAAUUCGAUUCCUCUAUAGACGAUCUUAUGGCUAACUUAACAGUAGAUAGUUCAACUUCGACUCUUUUAUAUACUACUUCACCUCAGUCUAAUCAACGUCAGGAAAUACCGAUCAUUGAAAAAUACACAGAUAGUCAAAUGUCAUUAUUCUUUAAUCAUACCAAAGAUACCAUUCAUCAUCAUCAUCAGCCGCAGGACGGUGCAGAAUCUAUUUAUAAUGAAAGUGAUAUUAUUUCGACUCAUGCCAUCAUUGACAGUAAUACAACUUGUCAUGAAGAUCAAUCUGGACCGUAUUCAAGUGAGUUAUUAUUAAAAGAGUUAUUUAUGUUAUAUGAAACAAGUCCUGAAAGAAGAAGAGAUCGAGACAGGAGACAUAGACAGCAUUAUUUAUUAAAAAGGACUUGGGGAAGUAAUUAUAAAAUACCUUUAAAAGAUCCAUCACUUAUUAUUCAUUGGUGCUGUGCAACAGCUGUUUGGGAUGUAGAACUGGCUUUUGAAUUUCCAAAUGCUAAAGUUAUCGGUAUUGAUUAUCAAUCAGCUACAGUUUCUAGUCUAACAGAUACUGUCAAUAAUUUUUCAUUUCAUAAUGCAAUCAUUCAUGAAGGAGAGUCAGGAUUAAAUGAUUUUAAAGAUAAUGAAGUAGAUUAUAUUAUGAUGAGAGAUGUUUCGAUUGUAAAUGCUCCUUCUUCAAAAUGGACUCAACUCUUUAAAGAAAUUUAUCGUAUAUUAAAACCUGGUGGAUAUAUUGAGAUUUAUGAACAAGAUGCUAAUUUUGAAUCAAUGGGACCGAAUUUAACUCUCUUGGAACAAUGGGCAGAUCGAGUUUAUGAAGCAAUCCAAUUUGAUCGUCAGACAAAUAAGGAUCUAGGUCUAUUUUUAAGGGAUGCUGGUUAUGUGAAUGUUAAGGAAGAAUCUAUUCAACUGCCUAUUGGUGAAUGGCCAGAAUCGAAAGAAUUAAGAGAAACAGGCUAUCUUUUAAAAGACUUAACAGAACGUAGAUUUAGAGAAGCAAAACGUUGGUGUUGUAAAUUUAAUCAUAUUACUGAAAAAGAAUAUUUAACAGUAGUAAGUAAAGCGAUUGAUGAAUGUGAUGACUAUAAUACAACUGUCUAUAGCCUUUAUUACAGUGCUCAAAAGCCUUAUUAAAGAUUAUUACGUAACAUAACAUCAUAGACAACUUUCUUCUAUAAAAUGAAUAAAUUAGACUUUUUUUUGUGGGUGUAUUAAAUAAAGAUUUAUGCGGAUUAAAUACCAGCAAUAGCAAUCUCAUCUUAAUUGGAUCUAACCAAUAAUAAGCUUUCAUCUUUAAAAUAAGCAUAAAAUAAAAUAAACCCAUCAAAUCCCUUUCCCA